AGAAAAUUUAGUAUACUUCCAACAGUGAAUCGUGUACUUGAUUACUGAUCGUACAAUGUUUCUGAUUUUAAUAUUACUCGCUCUUUGCCUGUUUGUUUACUUUGCGCUAAUUAAACCUGUCCAACAUUGGACGAGGAGAGGCGUGGUUCAGCUUAGCGUUGGAAGACAGUGGUGGGAAAAUGUGAAGAUGAUUAUGCAGCUCACGCCGAUGUCGGAUAUCUAUAGGUUGAUGUACGACGCCUUUCCCGAUGUCAGAUAUGCUGGAGUGUACCUACUAACGAGUCCGCUGUUGGUAAUCAAAGACCCUGAACUGAUCAAGCAAAUCACCGUCAAGGAUUUCGAGUACUUUGUCGAUCAUAGUAGGUAUCUUCCCGACGAAAGCGAACCUCUAUGGGGCAAAAAUCUGUUUGCUCUUAAAGGUGAGAGGUGGAAGGAAAUGCGAGCAACUCUAAGUCCCGCGUUUACCAGCAGUAAAAUGAAAACCAUGUUUUUUCAAGUUUUAUCGAACUGUAGCCAGAGGUUCGUAAAUCAUUUCAGAGUGGAAGGUUCCACCGACACGGUGAAAGUGGAACUCAAGGAUGUUUUCACGAGGUUUACCAACGACGCUAUUGCGUCCUCGUCGUUUGGCGUCGAAUGCGAUUCCCUAAAAGAGCCCGACAACGAGUUCUAUCAAAUUGGUCAGGAGGCGACGACUUACCGCGGAUUUUGGAAAAAUCUGAAGGUCAUCAUAAUUAGUUUCUUACCAAAAUUGGCUCUUUUUUUUGGAAUUCGUCUAUUUACCAACAACGUUAAUGCCUUCUUUCGAAAUCUUGUGGUUACUAACAUCGCGGUGCGCGAAAAGGAUGGAAUCGUGCGACCUGACAUGAUUCACCUUCUGAUGGAGGCGAGAAAAGGACGACUAAAGCAUGAGCGGUCGAACGAUGUAAUCGACUCAGGAUACGCCGUCAUUGAAGAAUCUAAAAUUGGAAAGGAAGAGCAUAGGCAAAAGUUGAAUUUGAGUGAUGAUGAUGUGACCGCCCAAGCUAUGGUUUUUUUCAACGCCGGGUUCGAGUCGGUUGCCGCUUUUAUGUGCUUUAUCGCAUACGAGCUUGCAGUUAAUCCGUAUAUACAAGAAAGGUUACGGGAAGAAGUCGACAAUGUUUUGAGGGAAGGAAACGGAACAUUAACGUAUGAAAGUCUAAUGCAGAUGGAGUACAUGGAUAUGGUGCUAACGGAGGCCUUACGCAAGUGGCCAACUCCUACAUCAAUAGAUCGGAAGUGCGUCAAACCGUAUACGAUUCCACCUAAAAGGGAGGGUGAAAAACCAGUUCAUCUGAAAAAGGGGGACAUGGUUAUUAUGGUUAUGUACGGAAUGCAGCUGGACGAAAAGUACUAUCCCGAUCCCGACCGUUUCGAUCCCGAAAGGUUCAGCAAAGAAAAUCGAAAGAAUAUCGUACCUUACACUUAUGUGCCGUUUGGUGUUGGACCGCGCAGCUGCAUUGGAAACCGGUUAGCCCUACUCGAAGCUAAGGUGUUAUUUUUUUACAUUUUGAGAUACUUCGAAAUAGUCGUGGUUAAAGAAUCGGUAGUACCAAUAAAAAUAUCACGAAAAAUAAUGAAACUAAAUCCAGAGAAAGGGUUUUGGUUCGGCCUGAAGCCCCGAACGGUUCAUUACUAAAUGUAUCAAUUAAUAGAGUAAAUAGAAAUAAGUCAUUAACGCAAAAUAAAGUACUAUCUAUGUA
Molecule: messenger RNA, 1721 nt
Organism: Photinus pyralis (common eastern firefly)
Lineage: Eukaryota; Metazoa; Arthropoda; Insecta; Coleoptera; Lampyridae
Product: cytochrome P450 9e2-like
Exons: 5
Coding region: 56-1657 (533 amino acids)
Molecular function (GO): monooxygenase activity; heme binding; iron ion binding
Source: RefSeq, a predicted model, not a curated record